This is a messenger RNA of Carlito syrichta (Philippine tarsier), 1235 nucleotides long. It is a transcript of the gene CHODL, whose product is annotated as chondrolectin. Gene Ontology annotation, biological process: positive regulation of axonogenesis. The record is from RefSeq and is a predicted model, not a curated record. NCBI's taxonomy places the organism in Eukaryota, Metazoa, Chordata, Mammalia, Primates, Tarsiidae. Gene Ontology annotation, cellular component: cytoplasm. The coding region runs from base 43 to 741 and encodes 232 amino acids. The transcript has 5 exons.
CAAAAGGUGUGUUUUGCUGACUUCAAGCACCCCUGCUAUAAAAUGGCCUACUUCCACGAACUCUCCAGCCGAGUGAGCUUUCAGGAGGCACGACAGGCCUGUGAGAGUGAGGGCGGAGUCCUCCUUAGCCUUGAGAAUGAAGCCGAACAGAAAUUAAUAGAGAGCAUGUUGCAAAACCUGACAAAACCCGGAACAGGGAUUUCCGAUGGUGAUUUCUGGAUAGGGCUUUGGAGAAAUGGAGAUGGACAAACAUCUGGUGCCUGCCCAGAUCUCUACCAGUGGUCUGAUGGAAGCAGUUCCCAAUAUCGAAACUGGUACACGGAUGAACCUUCCUGUGGAAGUGAAAAGUGUGUUGUGAUGUAUCACCAACCAACUGCCAAUCCUGGCCUUGGGGGUCCCUACCUCUACCAGUGGAAUGACGACAGGUGCAACAUGAAGCACAAUUAUAUUUGCAAGUAUGAGCCAGAGAUUAAUCCAACAGCCCCUGUGGAAAAGCCUUAUCUUACAAAUCAACCAGGAGAUACCCAUCAAAAUGUGGUUGUUACCGAAGCAGGCUUAAUUCCCAAUCUAAUUUAUGUUAUUAUACCAACAAUACCGCUGCUCUUACUGAUACUGGUUGCUUUUGGAACCUGCUGUUUCCAGAUGCUACAUAAAAGUAAAGGAAGAUCAAAAACGAGUCCAAACCAGUCCACACUGUGGAUUUCAAAGAGCACCAGAAAGGAAAGUGGCAUGGAAGUAUAAUAAUCCCCUGACAUGACUCCAGAAAAGAAAAUAGAGUUUUAUAAUUCUGGAUGUGUAUAAGGAAUGGCAUCAGAACAUUUGCUUGGAAUGGCUUGACAUCUCAAAGGACCUGCAAGAUGAACUGUAAGCUCCCCCUUGAGGCAAAUAUUAAGAUAAUUUUGAUAUGUUUACUAUUUCAUUUACAAAAUAUGCUGUGCUAAUAAUGAAGUGAGACAUGCCUAUUUUGCUAAAGGACUCAUCCAAACUUCAAGUAAAUGAAACGGGCCGUGCAGAUAAGACUGCUAUCAACACAUCAGGAGUAUGUGUAUUGGAAGCAGUUAUUUUUAUUUUUUUCAUCUUUCAUAAGUUGUAAUCUAGUUAAUGUGAUGUAAAUUGUAUUGACUUUUCAGUGUGCAAAAAUAUUUUACCUUUGCCUAAGUGUUUGAUAAAAAUGGACUGUUCUAAUAUUUAUUUUUAUGGUGUUUCAUUUUACAAUACAUGCUGUUUUGAUUAAA